Messenger RNA from Cucumis melo (muskmelon), 2557 nucleotides. Its product is annotated as receptor-like protein 4. The transcript is spliced from 9 exons. The record is from RefSeq and is a predicted model, not a curated record. Gene Ontology annotation, molecular function: protein binding. NCBI's taxonomy places the organism in Eukaryota, Viridiplantae, Streptophyta, Magnoliopsida, Cucurbitales, Cucurbitaceae. Bases 229 to 2097 code for a protein of 622 amino acids.
UCACGGGUCAACCAAAUAAAGGCAUAUAAUCAAUUCCUCACCUGUAAAAGCUAACCCGCGUACACAUUCAACCUCACUCUUUCCUCAUAGCUAAGGAAGAACAAGAAGAAGAGGAGGAAGAAGAAAGCCAUGGCCAUAGUUGAGAAUGUAAAAUGAAGCUUUGAUUUAUCAUCGAUCAAUCAAUUGAUAGUGAAAGGCAAUUUCAAGUAUUCAUCACAACGGCUAAAGAUGCUCAGAUUCAUCAUACUCUUAUGCCUUUUAAUUCACUGCUUCCUUUUCUCUCUUUCCUCAGCUCGUCCUCUGCCAUUUGCUAUGCGCAUAAGUUGUGGAGCUCGGAAUGAUGUUCAUACACCUCCAACUAAUACACCCUGGUUUAAGGACUUUGCAUACACAGGAGGCAUACCAGCUAAUGCAACACGCCCGAGUUUUAUUUCUCCUCCGCUUAAAACCCUUCGUUAUUUCCCCCUUUAUACGGGUCCUGAAAAUUGCUACAUCAUCAACAGAGUGCCAAAGGGACACUACUCUGUCAGGAUCUUCUUUGGCCUUGUUAACCAACCUAAUUUUGACACUGAACCUCUGUUCGAUGUUUCUGUUGAAGGCACACAAUUUUGUUCUCUUAAAUCAGGCUGGAGCAACAAUGAUGAACAAACAUUUGCUGAAGCCCUUGUAUUUCUAACGGAUGGCUCUGCCUCUAUCUGCUUUCAUAGCACAGGUCAUGGAGAUCCAGCUAUCCUUGCGAUUGAAAUACUUCAAAUUGACGAGAAAGCAUAUUAUUUUGGUCCCAAUUGGGGGGAAGGAGUGAUCCUUAGGACGGCCACAAGACUGAGUUGUGGUGACGGGAAGCCCAAGUUUGAUGCAGAUAGUAAUGGGAACCACUGGGGUGGAGAUAGAUUUUGGACUCCUACUAAAACUUUUGGUCAACAGUCUGAUCAUAUUAUCUCUGUUGAAUCCAGCAUCAAACAAGCUUCGAUUUCCCCAAAUUUUUAUCCAGAAGCUCUAUAUCGGACUGCACUUGUAAGCACUGAUAGUCAACCUGAAUUGACAUAUGUAAUGGAUGUGGAUCCCAAUCGAAAUUACUCAAUAUGGCUUCACUUCGCUGAGAUUGAUGGUUCAAUCAGAAAUGUUGGACAAAGAAUUUUUGACAUCUUGAUAAAUGGUGACGUUGCAUUCCCAAAUGUGGACAUUUUGAAACUCACUGGUGGUCAUAAUACUGCUCUUGUGCUUAACAGUACUGUUGCUGUCAAUGGGAGGACUUUGACUAUCACCUUGCAGCCUAAAGAAGGCAGUCAUGCCAUAAUCAAUGCCAUUGAGGUGUUUGAAGUUGUUUCAGUUGAAGUGAAAACAUCUCCAGAUGAAGUUAGGGCUUUGCGGAGCCUGAAGAAGGCAUUAGCACUUCCUGUUCGCUUAGGGUGGAAUGGCGAUCCAUGCGUUCCUCAACAACAUCCUUGGAGCGGAGCAGACUGCCAAUAUGAUAAAGUUGGAAACAAAUGGGUCAUUGAUGGACUGGGUCUGGACAACCAAGGUCUAAUGGGAUUCUUGCCAAAUGAAACAUCUCGAUUGCGUCAUCUACAAAGCAUAAACUUAAGCGGAAACAGCAUCCAUGGGCCCAUUCCAGCUUCACUCGGAACAAUAACCAAGUUAGAAGUUCUGGAUCUCUCCUACAAUUUCUUCAAUGGAUCGAUUCCUGAAAGUCUUGGACAGUUGACAUCACUAAGAACACUGAAUCUUAAUGGAAACUCUUUGUCCGGAAGAGUGCCUGCUGCUUUAGGUGCAAGGCUUUUGCACAGAGCCAGCUUCAACUUUACUGAUAAUGCCGGUCUCUGUGGAAUACCUGGGCUACCUGCAUGUGGGCCACACCUUUCUGCUGGUGCUAAAAUAGGGAUUGCGUUUGGAGCUUUAAUUAUAUUCUUGCUCAUUAUUACUUUUGCGGUUUGCUGUUGGAAAAGACGGCAGAAUAUUCUCCGAGCCCAGAAUGCUGCAAGAGCUGCUCCAUAUGCAAAAGCAAGGACACAAUUAUCUCGUGAUAUCCAGAUGACAAUGCAUCACAAUCAAGGCCAUACGAGGACUCCCAAUGAAAACGGACGCUUGAUUUCAUGAUCCAACUAUUAAAACUGUGCCACCUUUCUCGUUGAAGCAAGCUCCUUCCUUGGUAUGACUGCAUCAGAUUUUUACAGACGAUGGGGUCACGGAUUCAAUUUUAUCGACAAAUGGUAAAGAUCUUCGACUCCAAAGGAAAGCUAAUUCUUGUACAUUGAUAAAACUUGAACAGGAGAUGAGAGGUGAGUGCUAAAGAAUUUUGUAGAACAGUAGAGAACUGCUUGCAUACAGAAGUGAAUACAGUUACUAAAGAUUUCUCAAAAGGGUAUUUUAGCCUCCCAACUCCAUAAAAAAAAAAAACCUUUCUUAUGUAGCAAAGGUUGAGGUAAAGAGAAAUCAUUUUCAUUUUAAAACUCCCCUAUUCCUAAUUGUAACUUAAAUUUAUUAUCCCAUUUUUGCAUAUUACAUGUUGAAUUGAACAUAUACCUCACUAAGUUCAAUUUGAUUUACUGUUGCAUUA